AGGUUGACAGUCACAUGGCUUGGUUGUCCGAUGUACAGUAGCCUGCUCUAGAGAUGACCGUCAUGAGUCGAAAGUCUGAGCUGGUGGACGCCGCGAAAGCGAACGAUCUCGAGGUUGUGAAGAGGCUGCUCCAUCUGGGGCAUUCGGUGGACGAAAAGGACAAAGAUGGUACAACUGCGCUCUCCUGGGCCUGCUGCUACGUUAUUCUCAUCAUUACUCAUACCACCAACCGCAGGUCUCAAAGAUAUCGUUCGAUUGCUCAUCGAUGCCGGAUGUGACGUCAACUCCCAGAACUCUUACAAAGCCACUCCAUUAUUGGGAGCAGCCGACAAUGGCCAUGCAAGCUGCGUGGAGCUUCUCCUUCAGGGGGGGGCACAUCUCGAUGCCUGCAGCGAGAGAGGGGACACUGCUCUCCACAUGGCUGCCUUCCGCGGGAACCUUGACAUAUUACGACAACUGUCUCACGCCGGUUCCAACCCUUUCCUUCGGAACAGUGCUAGCCUAACGGCCCUCCAAGAGGCGCGAGCAAACCAACACUCCGACUGCGCAGCUCACCUCCGGCACUACAUGAAACAAAACCGUUCCAAAGAGUUCAUCUCUCUACCCAGCGCUCAUUCGGAGACUUGCGUUGUACCGUCGAGUCUGGAGAGACAAUUCGGCUCAUGGCCAUGCGAAACGACUUCCUAUAACCUCGCCUCAAUCUCACCACCUGAGCCGGUUGCCUUCAGCUCCAAUAUGCUUGCCUUCUCCUCAUACCCGACGACGACAACAAUGCAUUCUUUCGACAGCUCUUUUAAUAACCCUAACCCUUCCGUGGCUGACACUGCCCCUCCCUUGCCACCAAGACGGUCCGCUCAAGCCUCUCAAACUCGAGCGUAUGAUGCUGGCAGGCAAAGCUGGGAACAUGAAGAGAAACAAGAGACUGGGUCUGGUUCAUCUUUGACUUCGAUGUUGUCCACGGUCCCCGUCAAGUGGGGUCGGCCUUCGAAUGACUUUGAUAAUCAGCACAAUAACUUUUCAGUGGCCUCAGAACAUGGCAGCGAGAACUGUAAGUUCAAGCCGAACAUCCCAGUUGAAAUUGACUUUGUUGAUGAACAGGAAACACUGAAAAUCCCACCAAAUAACCGCACCGGAACGCGUGUACCUUCAGAACAGAGUUCGUUGGUUCCACUGCUGCCCCAAACUCAAAAGACCUUUGCCUUGGUAAACGUUACUUCGAAUCCGAAACCUGAUUUUAAAAAGACAGUGCCCACUAAGCCGAGUUCAAGCAACACCAUUCAAGCAAAACAGCAGCUUCGAAUUCCCAGGAUCCUGCAAAGUGGAACUGAUUUCGGAAAUACCGUAACCUCACAGAUAAAUGAACAGGACUUUAUUCUCAAGGACUGUGAUGUUUUUCAAUGGGUUCAGACCAGUUCGGACUAUACAAACACGCUUCUUGCCGAUCAAGUGGCACUGAUAGAUUGUGGUACUCAACCACAUCACCUUAACUUGACAGCAGUUCCAUCAAACAGCCCCAGUGGUUAUACACGUGGACAAGACUCGUCUGACUCCUUUGUUCCUCUAGAGCAAACUCUUUUGUUGACGCGAGAACAACUCAGACACACGGAAAGAGAACUGCUGAACACACAACUUAGACUUGGAGAUGCGGAAGCGUCAAAGCUCAGGCUCCAGCAAGAUCUCCAAGUCAGCCAGACAGAGACUUCCAUAUUGAAGUCCGAAGUCGUCAAACUUCGCAGCUUGAUCCAAAGUUUGACCAGAAACUCGGGUCAGCUCGGAGAGGACUUUCAGGCAGUUCUCAGCCCUACCCAAACACUUGGACAUUCUGGAGCAGUCACCUCUUGCUUAACACUGACACAUGCUUCGAGCGACUCACAGUUUGUGGCUCGCGGGCAGGAUAGUUCUUGAGGCGUCUGUGGUGUAAUUGGUACGCUCUUCGUUGUUCCAAUCAGAAGACACGAAUUUGAUCACCUGGGGAACUUACGAUAUUUGGUGUUGAUUUCCACGCAGCUUAAACAGGUAUAGCAAAAUGUUUCAUCUUCUAGAUCAUUGCAUCAUAACACUACGUUUGCUUUUGCAUUUGUUUGAGUUCUUACUAGAUUUAAACCGGCAUCUGCGGUGUAGCGGUUAGGCGCUUCGCUGUUGCACGCAGGAGAGUCGAGUAUUUUUUUUUUGGUUCACAAAAUAUUAUUUAAUGAGCACGGAAAAGAGCUAUGUUAGACAGUACUUGUGCACGAGUGGGGGAGUUGCUCCACCUGCUUAUUUGUAUCCUCGAACCUUCAUGUGGUUCUUUUGUACUUGUCAGCAUCUCAAGACUAUUUAUUUUGUCCGAAAGAUGCCAUUUAGUUAGUUUGACAUUCCUAUGAGAGACACAAGUGUUUCUUUUUUUAUAUUACUAUUAUACGAAUUAUAAGCAUACCUUUUGUGUUGACUGCAGGCAACAACAUUCAUAACUGAACAACCCUCCUCGUCCAAAAACAGCAACAAAAAAACAACAAAAAAAACAACAAACAAAUGAAACAACAACACAAGAACAACGAAUAAAUGAAAGAAAAAAACAAACUUACUGGGCGUUUUGGCCGCACCUUUACCAGAAAGAAAGAAAAUUACAAAGGAUAGUUGUAGUGGGCUGAUAAAAAAAAAAAAGCAAAAA
This is a messenger RNA of Aplysia californica (California sea hare), 2650 nucleotides long. RefSeq names its product GA-binding protein subunit beta-2. The record is from RefSeq and is a predicted model, not a curated record. Lineage: Eukaryota; Metazoa; Mollusca; Gastropoda; Aplysiida; Aplysiidae. Gene Ontology annotation, molecular function: protein binding.